This is a messenger RNA of Corticium candelabrum, 1648 nucleotides long. Its product is annotated as TBCC domain-containing protein 1-like. The transcript is spliced from 16 exons. Bases 17 to 1648 code for a protein of 543 amino acids. The record is from RefSeq and is a predicted model, not a curated record. Lineage: Eukaryota; Metazoa; Porifera; Homoscleromorpha; Homosclerophorida; Plakinidae. Gene Ontology annotation, cellular component: spindle pole centrosome. Gene Ontology annotation, biological process: maintenance of Golgi location; maintenance of centrosome location.
CGCGCUCUAGCAGUAAAUGGCUGAGUUAUUAGCUGUGUGGGUUCGACCGGAGCCGUUUGACUUCGGAAUAUGCCAGAUUCCACCGCCUUCAAAGCUUAAUAUUAGUAAUCUUCACAGACUUGCUGCUUAUGCCAAGUCAAAAGGUUCUCAAGGUUGGCCCAGUAUGAGUUAUUGUCUGUGGAGUCGUUGUGCUUGUAGCAAGCUUCAUAUGACUGAAGAUCAGGCUCAAGCAUACUUUGAAUGCUUUCGUCUUGUUUGGUAUGAUCAUAAAGCUUCUGAGACAUUGCAAUGGGCAAAGUCAUACAGUCGUUGCAAAACUGAACGUGAAAGGGAUCAGUUGGUUCAGCAGCAAGUUGUGCCUGUUCCACAGUUUUUGCUAUUUCUUCAUAUUCAGUUGUCAAUGAAAAUAUCAUUAAAAUCAAAGCUGAUGUCUGACGAUGAAUGGAAGUUGGUUCCUCAAGCACACGACAAGCGAGCUGCAGCCAGCAAACACUCGAGUGAACAUACACACAUGGACUACAUCUCAAAUCAUUUGUUGGAGCUAGUACAGCUGCUGGUAGAGCCAGAUUCGUACUCUACAGCAUCAGCUGCUGUUGCAGAUCAAACUAUCAGUGGGAGCAGUAUAGAUGCUUUGGACUACCUUCUGGCAUGUUUGAAACUUACUCAAUCACAGUCAAGAAAACAUGUUUCGUUGAGGGAAGCUGCACAGCUUCAGUCAGAGAUAUCACAUAGUGGUUACUCCAAAAUUACUCAUACAUUUUCUAUUGCAAAGCUUGUUCAUUGGAUCCGUUCUCAUCUGACUGAAAAUCUAUACGGUGUUUCUUCAACCAUUACAAAUCGUCACAAACUGGCUACCAGUUCUUCUCUACAUGUUGAUGGCAGACGAAAAGGAAGAAUGAUCUCUAAUCUAGCUAUCAGUCCUAAUGAUGCCAGGCUGGUCAUAUUAGCACAUAUCAAGAAAUUAAGAGUGAUGAAGGGUGAAGAUGAGCUUGCAGGAGCACUAGUUCGUAUUCAAUCUUGUCGUGAAGCAUUUGUGUAUCUUUUAGCACCAAUGAGGCAUGUCUGGAUUGACCACUGUCGGAACUGUACAUUUAUAUUGGGAGCUGUUCAAGGAAUUGUACACAUUGCACACUGCACACACUGCACAGUCAUAGUUAUGUGCGGUCAACUUCAGAUCAGAGAAUGCACACAGUGUGUGCUCCAUUCAUGUACACCAUGCAAGCCAAUCCUUCAGAAUGGGAAUGACGGCUUGAUGUUAGGGCCGUACCAUACAUUCUAUCCUGCACUAGGUCAACAUAUGAUAGCAGCUGGGCUAAUAUCAGAAAUAAACAAAUGGGACAGUCCCAUCUUUACAGUUGAAGAUGAUGAAGCUAGUCCAUCCUAUCAGCUAUUACCUCACGAUGAUUUCUAUCCAUUUACUGUACCCUACAAAAUGUCUGGAGAUCUCAAGGAAAAUCCUUGUCCUUUACCUCCGCUGUAUGCUAAUGCAUUGUCCAAGAGAAAACGUUCUCUGGAAAGUUGGUAUCAGGCAUUACAGGAAGCAGAUUUAGACAGUAGCCAGCAACAACAGCUUCAAUCUGCUGUAGAAACACAGUUUCACGAGUGGCUCAUCCAGACAGGCAAUGAUAUACAGCUAGCCAAUAGUUAG